Molecule: messenger RNA, 2112 nt
Organism: Musca vetustissima
Lineage: Eukaryota; Metazoa; Arthropoda; Insecta; Diptera; Muscidae
Gene: Skp2
Product: probable serine/threonine-protein kinase DDB_G0267686
Exons: 6
Coding region: 31-2088 (685 amino acids)
Molecular function (GO): protein binding
Source: RefSeq, a predicted model, not a curated record
AAACAAAGCAAUACAUUUUUCUAUUAAAAAAUGAAUAAUAAAUUAACAAAAUCAAAGGAAAACAACGAAAAUUUGUGUCCAACAACGAGAAAACGUUUACCUAGCAAAAGUGCGACACAAACACCAACGUGGAAAUUGGCCAAACUUGAAAGUACUUCAUCGCCGUCUGCGCUUACAAACGACUAUUUAGAAGAAAUGGGUAUUGGUAUGUUAGAUUCGGAGGAAAGUUCCUCAUCGGCGGCAUCGGCCAUUGCCUUAGCGGUUGCCAGUGCCGAUGAAAAUUCCAAUGAGGCCACACCCAAUUUGGAUGCACCGAAAUUUUGCCACCAACAAAGGCAAAUCUAUCUUAACAUGGAUACAUCAUUGCUGGAUACAACAAACGAUAAUGCCAGUAAUCACAGUUUUUUAGAUCCCAAUGACACCUCGACCUCCAUACAAAGUGGAAAAUCCAUACAUGGUGGGCAAUCAUUGAAACCACAUCCCUUGAGCAUCAACAACAAUUCAAAUUCAUCAUCAUCGUUUGACAUUUACACAGAUGAACAGGGACAACAAACAAUACAGAAGACGACAAAUAAGAUCAAUGACAAAUUUCCCAUGCCAAAUAAUACGGCGCCGCUUGUUACCACCCAUCAACAGAAGAAAAUUGCCAUUUUAGGAAUGGGUGCCGGGAAUGUGGUUUCCGGCUCCAUUGCAUCUGGUAAUAGUAAUUCACCAUCUUCGGCUGGAAAAAAUACCAGAAGUCCAUUGGCCACAGUGGCAUGUAAUAGUUUUCUCAGAAAUGCCCAAUUACAACAGCAGCUUUUACUACAACAACAACAACAGCAGCAAUUGCAAUUACAACAGAAUACUUUCAACAAUUCCAUACAGCAAAGAUCACAUUCACCAUCAAUGAUGCCAUCUACAAGUCAACAGGCAGCUAUAUUAAAACACCAACAACAGCAACAAUUACAAAAACAAUACCUUCAGCAGCAGCAUCAACAACAACAGCAACAACAAUUGCAACAUACCGCCCAUAUUGUGGCACAGACACCUCGAUUCGCCCCCUCCGACACAUUCUUUUUGUUUCGCAAUCAAACGAUGCGUGAACGUAAUCCCGAUGGCAAAGAUCAUUUCAAUACCCUAUCAGAUGAGAUCAUUUUACAAAUAUUCAAAUGGUUACCCAAGAAAACACUGUUACGUUGCGGCUAUGUGUGUCGUCGUUUCAAUCGCUGUGCCAGCGAUGAAUCCCUGUGGACUCGAUUAGAUCUGGGAGGUCGUUCGAUUAAAGCCGGUGCAAUGGAAAAUAUUCUAAAGAGGGGUGUGGUCAUAUUGCGAUUAGCUCAAGCCGAGCUCAAUCAUCCCGUUUUUGAACCACGUUUUCUAGAAGCUGAACCGAAUUUCGAAUCGAAAUUACAGUAUUUAGAUCUUAGCAUGAUAACCAUAACAAAACCAUCACUUAAAAUGUUACUUACACGCUGUCGCCAACUAAAGAAACUAAGUCUGGAACAUGUUGCCCUCAACGAUGAGAUAUGUAAUGAAAUUGCCAAAAAUACCGGUUUGGAGGCCUUAAACUUAGCCAUGUGUUCCGGUUUGGAAGCCUGGAGUGUAAGGAAAAUUAUGGAAUCAUUGAAACAGUUAAACAGUUUAAAUAUAUCAUGGACAAAUUUAUCGGUUGAUGCGGUUACAUCUCUGGUAACAAAUGUAACACCAAAUUUAAUGAGACUCAAUGUGGCUGGGUGCCGCAAAACCAUGUUUGACUCACAUUUAGCAAGCUUAGCCAAACGUUGUACACAACUGCUGGAAUUAGAUUUAUCCGAUUGUACUGGAUUAACUGGAAAUGCCAUAAGUAUUAUAUGUAAAUUUAAGAUGCUCGAAUACUUAUCAUUAUCAAGGUGUUAUCUAAUACCUGCCUCUGCAUAUAUUGAAUUGCGCAACAUGCCUACACUAACAUAUCUGGAUAUAUUUGGAAUGCUAACAGAUUCAGCAUUGGAAAUGCUGGAGCAUACCUUUUCAAAAAUUGGCAUUAAUAAAUUUAUACACAGUUCUGUGGCACGUCCCACUGUUGGUACCCGACGAACAUCAAUUUGGGGUCUACGUACAAGAGAUUAGUUUUAUAAUCUUUUGUAUAACUAA